AUGGACUCUGCACAGAUGAACGUUUUUCUUCACGACGGGUCGAUCCGGCACUGCUGUGAUCAGGCAGAUGUGAAACUCGUGGAAAACUCACAUGCCCCGAGUUUUCGGUAUGCUGUGAGUUUUGCAAAACGCGUUGUAGGCACCUGUCGGUUGUGA
Chondrus crispus (carragheen) is the source of this 156-nucleotide messenger RNA. RefSeq lists its product as hypothetical. The record is from RefSeq and is a predicted model, not a curated record. The transcript has a single exon. Lineage: Eukaryota; Rhodophyta; Florideophyceae; Gigartinales; Gigartinaceae. The coding region runs from base 1 to 156 and encodes 51 amino acids.